Molecule: messenger RNA, 831 nt
Organism: Durio zibethinus
Lineage: Eukaryota; Viridiplantae; Streptophyta; Magnoliopsida; Malvales; Malvaceae
Source: RefSeq, a predicted model, not a curated record
AUGGGUCUUUGUUCAUUGUUCUUAAACUCUGCUAGGAGGAAUAUCUUGGAAUUAAAUGACACAGUAAUGGAUGCUGGAGAUGAACCAGGACAGCUCCUCCUUUCAUCCAAAACAUCGCUUCCACCAAUUAGAAUCCCACCCGAUUACCCACAAAGAGUUGAUUGGAGAGAGAAGAAGGGAGCAGACCAAGUGUUGAACCCAGUGAGAAACCAAAAGGCUUGUCAGGCAUGUUGGGCUCUGGUCACUGUUGUGGUGCUUGAGAGUGUGAGAAAAAUACGAUUUGAACAAGAAGAAUUGAAACUUUUGUCUCCACAAAUGCUCAUUGACUGCGUUUGCGAAGAUCCUCCAGCGGAUAAAAUAGAUACUAAGACUGGAUGUUAUCCCUAUGCUGUCAACAAGGCCUUUGACUGGUUGAUAAAAAACUCGGUACAAUCUGAAGCUGAUUACCCUUAUGUUGCCACGAGAGGAAAGUGCUUACAUGUUGCAGUGCCUAAAGAAAGUUUGAAGAUAAAAAAAUAUGUAAAGAUAAAAGGUCAUGAGCGGACAAGACUUCUUAAACAUGUUGCUCGGCAUCCUCUAGCAGCAGUUAUUGAGAUUACUAAGGAAAUUUUGACUCUAAAUGAUCAAGUUUAUGAAGGCCUUGCUAUGAAACCUCAAGAAGAUCCACCGAGACAUGCUGUUGUUAUUAUCGGGUAUGGUAAAGAUGAGGAGACUGGCAAAAACUAUUGGUUGAUUCAGAGCUCGUGGGGAGAUGAAUGGGCAAUUGGAGGAGUGGGAAAAGUGGCCAGAGAUGUCAAGGCAAAUGUUGAGAUGAGGGGUCUCUUUCCUUAG